Messenger RNA from Alligator sinensis (Chinese alligator), 2862 nucleotides. Its product is annotated as cullin-9-like. Bases 138 to 2735 code for a protein of 865 amino acids. The record is from RefSeq and is a predicted model, not a curated record. Lineage: Eukaryota; Metazoa; Chordata; Crocodylia; Alligatoridae. The transcript is spliced from 11 exons.
CCGCCUAGCACCCCCGAGCCUUGCGGGCGCAAACGCCGCGCUUUGUCUCCAGCCGGGAUCCGUAGCCGAAAGGGCCGAGCCUGCGCGAAGGACACGGAAGCCGCGCGGGAGCAGCCGGAGCAGCCACGUUCCCUGUCAUGGUGAGUGAGAGGCGCAAUGGAAACCUGCUUGUGCACUUGGGGGCCAAGCUGCAGGCCUACCCUGAGGAGCUGAUCCGUCAGCGCCGGGGCCAUGAUGGCCACACGGAGUACCUGAUUCGCUGGAGCAUCCUCAGCUUGGAGGAGGGCACGGGGAGCAGCACCAAUGCCUCUUCCACAGAGAGCAAAACGGAGAACAUCCUGAUGUGGAUGUCAGCAGAGGAGGUCUAUGCCAAUUGCCCGACGCUGCUGGGCAAGAGGAAGCCUGAAGGCCAGCGAGUGAAGGAGGAGAAGGCACCCAGCACGUUUCCUUCGGAUGUCACGCUGGAUGAGGCCUCGCUGUUGGAAAUGAAGGAAGAUGUCAGGAGCCUGGUGCAGCGGGCUGGCCGGCAAAUGGCUAGGGCUAUGGGCCCAGCAUCCUCCAUCCUCAACACCAUCCAUGUGCUGAGUGCCUACGCCAGCAUUGGUUCACUGACAGGUGUCUUCAAGGAGACGGGGGCUCUGGACCUGCUGAUGAAAAUGCUUUGUAAUGAGGAGAAGCAAAUCCGGCGCAGUGCUGGCAAAAUGCUAAGAGCCUUGGCUUCGCAUGAUGCAGGGAGUCGGGCCUAUGUCCUCCUGUCCCUGAGCCAGCAGGAUGGCAUUGAGCAACACAUGGAUUUUGACAGUCGUUACACCCUCCUGGAGCUGUUUGCCGAGACUACGUCCUCUGAAGAGCACUGCAUGUCCUUUGAGGGCAUCCACCUUCCACAGAUCCCAGGAAAGCUGCUGUUCUCUCUGGUGAAGCGCUACCUGUGUGUCACCUCUCUCAUGGACAAGGUCAACAGCAGCACAGAACUGGGGGCAGAGCGUCAGGACUGCGCUGCCCACAGUACGCACUUUGGGGAGAGGACCCGCGUGCAGCGGGAGUUUGAGUUCAGCAUGGCCAUGGCCAAUCUCAUCUCCGAGUUGGUGCGGGUGAUGGGUUGGGACUGCAGCCAGAAGAUAGAGCGCCUCUCCUUGUGGGAAGCACGACCUCGAGUCAUCCGUUCCAUCUUCCAGCCCAAGGCUCCUGCCUGCACACCCAUCCAGGUGGCCCCUGGCCCUCCCCAGAAAGAGGCCAGUGCCUUCAAGACACGCUCUGCUUUCCCAAGCCGCAGUAGCUAUGCAGAGUAUGUACAGGCAACCUUGACACGGGGCAUGUGGGUGCGUAUGCUGGAGGACUAUGAGCAAGUCAAUGCUGGGGAUGAAGGCGAGUUCCGCCAGAGCAACGAUGGCAUGCCACCCGUCCAGGUAUAUUGGCAGGCUUUGGGUCGUACAUAUUGGGUACACUGGCAUAUGGUGGAGAUUGUGGGUUCGUUUGGGCAAGUGGAGCGUGAGGUCCAGGACAAGAUGUCCAGUCUAACAGAGAACCUCAAACUGAAAACUGCUGCAGUUACCCAGACGUUUUACUGCAAGCCCCUUGGGGGGCUGUACUCCCUGCCGUACCUGAUGGACCAGCUGGGCGAGGACACAGAGACCCUGAGCCGGGCUGAGUGGUGGGAACUGCUCUUCUUUGUUAAGAAGCUAGAACUGCAUGAGCAGCAGGAGAUCAUCCACCUCAUCCAGCAGCACCAAGAGCUGUCGGAGCUAGGUGAGGAAGCCCUGACCCAGCUGUCAGUGCCAGUGGAGUUGGCCCAGAAAGUGUUGCAGGUCCUGAGCAAGCAGUGCCAGGGAAGCACCCUGAGUGACCUCCACAGCUCCCAUGUCUACAUCAAGUACUUCCUCAGCAAAGGAUGGGUGGAGCAAGACAGUGUUGGGGUAGAUGCAGUGCCUUCAGAGAGUGCUGGCCAUGGGAGUGCCUUCCUUGAAGCCAUGGUGUCUAAAAAACCAAAGACAGACCUUCCUACUGCUGAUGUGCCUUCCCCUGCCCCAGCCACUGUGGAGAAAUCAGACUCCCAGCUAUUUAAUGAACUCUUCAAAGCAGAAGGGCUGGUUUUGCCAGAGUUGCUGGAGGAGAAAGCCAAGGUACUCUGCAGUGUGAAGGGAUCAGGCAAGAAGAGCUCUUUGGAAAAGAUUGCAGAUGCUUUGGAGAUGAUCCAGAGAUCCAGUUCUGAGGUUGAGCUGCAAGUAGCGGGUCUCAGGUUUAUUAUCAAGACCCUAGAGGAGGAGCUGGGUCGAGAGCGGCACCUCAUCAAAAUCGAGAGUGGACUCACCAUCAGGGAGAAGCUGGUGAAGAUGCUUGUGGAGCUCCUGACCAACCAGGUGAAGGAGAAGCUGCUGGUGGUGCUGGCGUUGCGCCUGCUGUGCGUGCUGAUGGCCAAGUAUGACUGGCGUGUGCUCUUUGCCACGGAGGGUGGGGUACGUGCUGUAUUGACUUGUAUGCAAGAGUACGGCCCCUCGGCACUGGUUCAGCAAGCUGGUCUGACGGCCCUGAAGGUGCUGGUGGGGGCUGGAAACUGUGAAGUGCUGGGCACCAGUGGGAAGCCCUAUCCCCUGAACCAUUCUGAUGCCCAGAUGAUGCGGGAGAUCUUUGCCAGCAUUGGCUCUGCCACCAGCAAGGACUCAGACAGCUUGCUGUGUGCCAUUCUUGCUGUGUUCCAUUCCGGCUGCCAUCAGCACCAUGCAGGGCAUGGCUGGUAGUACGUCGGCUGUGCAGAACGGCCUGUUGGUGGUGAACAUGCUUGUCGACAACCACCACGGCCUGGCUGAGCAGCUGGUGAGCUGUGGGAUCCACUCAGCCCUGCAGAGCUGCUGCCAAGGAGGCCAG